GCUCGCGUAAACUCCGCAGACUAUCUUUGUUCCUCACGCUCACUUACUUGGCAGUACCAUAAACUCACGCCCUACUAUCACCUCAGUCAAUAAACGCUUAAAAGUGUACUCGACCCCGGGUUACCGACACACUUUUUAAAGCAAAACCCUUAGGGGGUCACACUACCCACCCGCCACCACUUGAUGCACAAUAGAACGACAUCCUUGACAGGGUACCUCGUUAUUUUUUGCGUGGAGUCUCUUUGACUACUUUCAGCUGCGGAUUUUAUUCAAAAAGUGUGACCAUAUCUCUCUUUUUUGGCGAGAGACCUGAUCCUUUUAAAAUGCUCAGCUACGAGAAUCCUACACCACCCGCCCCAUCAGCCUCUACAGCUGCGGAAUCAUUGGCGACAUCUUUAUCAUCAUCCUCAACAACGUCGACAGUACCAGGAUCUGCUCCUGACAACAGCGUCUCCCAGUCAUCAAUGGCCAGCACGAUGAAAGCCACUGGCAGCUCAGCCUCUGCUACCACCAGUGGCGCAACCAACCGCUCUGCCGCUCACAUUUGGCUUGUGACCGGGCCGGCUGGGUGUGGCAAGAGCACAGUCGCCCAGCACCUGGCCACAAGCCUCGAGGUUCCUUACAUUGAGGGCGAUGAGUACCACCCACCUGCCAACAUCGAAAAGAUGAGCAACGGCAUCCCGUUGACGGACAUGGACCGCUGGGACUGGCUGAUCCUGCUCCGAGACGAGGCGGUGCGGAGGCUGGGAGAGGGCGGCAGCAACACCAAAGGCGUGGUGGUGACAUGCUCGGCCCUCAAGCGCAAGUACCGCGACGUCAUCCGCGUGGCCCGCUACUUUGAGCCCAGCGUCCAGGUGCACUUUAUCUAUCUGGCAGCCACCGAGGAGGCGCUCCUGGAACGAGUCGCUCGUCGCCAGAACCACUACAUGGGUGCCAACAUGGUCCGUAGUCAGUUCCAGGACCUCGAGCCCCCUAGGCCUGAUGAGACCGACAUCAUCAGCAUCGACGUGAGCGGCACGCUCGACGACGUCAAGACAUCGGCACUGAAUAAGGUCAGGGAGGUUAUGGCAGGGGAUCAAUGAUGGCCGGCAAUUAAUUUUUUUGGUGCUCAGGAUAAAAGAUGUGUUUUAUGGAUAAAAGGUGUCCGCGGGGAAUUUGGUUUGACUUGGGUUCUCCCGGGUUCCCUGGCCUUGCAGCUGAUUGGGGGCUUUUGCUGCUAUGGUGGCCACACUCGCAGAGCUUGCAUCGUUAAAAACGGCUCCAUGACGGUAUGGCCCGAAGGCAACCGCGUGUUCAGGCAACAUUUUGUUCCGGCUCGUAUUUGGGGGGUGGCUUUCCAAAAAAAGAAGUUCUGUUUAAGCGAAGGUUGUCUAUGCAGGGCGCCGGUUUGGGCUACAGACGGAACCUUUUUUUUUUUAUUUCACACCACUUUGGACGGAUUGCUGGGACGCUAGAUGUAAGCGUAAAUGGGGGGAAGCAAGCGUUGCAUUUUCUUUUCUUUCUGUAAGAAGGAUGGAGGUAUUUGCGUGUCUUUUUAUAUUCUAAAGCGAAACCUCGUUGUAUAAAAAAACCCUCAUUAUUCGUGUUUAUAUUUUACUUCUUUUGCCAAUCAUUCUUUUG
Pyricularia grisea is the source of this 1620-nucleotide messenger RNA. RefSeq lists its product as uncharacterized. NCBI's taxonomy places the organism in Eukaryota, Fungi, Ascomycota, Sordariomycetes, Magnaporthales, Pyriculariaceae. Gene Ontology annotation, molecular function: gluconokinase activity. The transcript is spliced from 2 exons. Gene Ontology annotation, cellular component: cytoplasm. The record is from RefSeq and is a predicted model, not a curated record. The coding region runs from base 324 to 1082 and encodes 252 amino acids.